AUGUCUGAGCCUUGCAAACGGAAACUGGUGACCCUUUUGCCCAACACCCUGAAAAAGCGUCAGCAACGCACCGCUCCCAAGCCCUCGACGGUACUCAACAACCCUCACGGUGCUACGAGGAGCCAGCCAAAGCUCCGCUUCUUGAAAUCUUGUGCGAGGUGUCGCAAGCAUAAAAUCAAGUGCAAUCUCAGCGAAACGCGCCCAAAUCCGUGCUCUGCCUGUUCCCGGAGGGGCCACGACUGCCACAUCGAGACUGUCGUCCAUGUCCAGCGCUCCACAAUCAUCAAGAACCUCGCAGACAGCAUACAGGACAUGAAGGCUCUGGUGGACAUGUUGAUGUUGCAGGAUAGGUUAUUGCAGAACAUUUGCCAAGAAAGAGGAAUCAAAGUGGACGGGCUUUUUGAUCUAGAGUCAGUUUCUGCUUACCCCUCUCCCAUGUCUUCGCACACUCCUUCUUGCGACGAGAGCUGCAAGUCGCUAUCCAUCGACUCGUGUUCGCCGGUCGCUUCGGAUGAUGAGUACUCAUUCGAUGAGUCUCCAUGCUUCAGUCUUGGUAGCAAGGAGUAUCCUGCCUCCACUAUUCAAUCGUGGUUCAGCAUAUUCAACACACGUUACCUAGCAAACGCGCCUAUCAUGCACCACAUAUCCUCGCCAACCCAGUUGUACCACCAGUCGCCGCUUCUCUUUUGGACCGUGGCCUAUCUUGUGUCCAAAGAUGCAGGCAUCGUUGGCUAUUUGAAACAGCAGUUGUCGGACUCCACCGAUAUUCAUUCUAUUCAAGCUAUCGUACUUUUGGCCUCUUUUCCCCAAAAACACGAUUUCGAUAUCUACUCUCUUCUUGACCGCGCAAGAGAGCUUGCUGUCCAGCAUGAGCUCAACAAAGAAUAUUCCCCGCACUCCAAAUUAUCAUCCACUCACUCGCAAAAUAUCUGGUGUUUGAUCUUCGUGCUUGGAACUUUACAUAGCUUCAGACUCGGAAAACAAUGGUCAGCGUCCUCAGACAGGUUGUUGGAGCUCAAGAAAAAUCAACGCUCGUACACUGGGGAGCUGGUUAACAUCACGCUCUAUUUCUCGAAGAUGCUCAACGGUCUUGUUUUCGACAUCGAUAAGGAAAACUCAGCAAUGGACAAUUUGAUCCAAAGCUCCCUAUCUUCUUGGAAACAUCAGCUGAGCUCAAUAGCGCCGCCUGGAUAUCGGUCUCUUCACUCUUUAUUGUCUGUGAUUCAUCUGACCCUAACUCUUUUGGAGCCUGCAAAAGAGCUGGCAGAUAAAGCUAUCCAAUAUUCUGCCCUCGCCUCCCGCAGUCGCGAACUGGUCGACGAGCUGGUGGGGCUGGAUAUUGAACAGUCCCCGAUCUUCGUUAAGAUCGCUCUAGAUUUUGCCACGCUUUUGACCCUUCGCCUCAGCACUACGCCUUAUAGUUCGUGCUCCAAAGAAGAACAGGGCGCUCUGGAGAUGUUUGUGAAGAUGUUCAAGAAGCUCUCGUCAACGCGGGAGUUUGAAAACUCGUCAGAACUGAUCGCGUGGAUUGUCAAUUACCAAGCCACAACAGUUUCUCACGGGUCUCUGUAUUACCAAACAUACUCCUUUGCAACCAAGCUUUUGCAAGGCCUUUACCCAACAUUGAACGACAAACAGAACCCAGAUAUUGAGGAUCCAUACGUAACGGAUGCAGAGUACCGGCUGUUCCAGCAACUCAAGAACCUGAAUUUAAGCAACCCAGAGAAUCCAAAGCCUUUCGACGUCGUCGACGUGUUUUUGAGACUGGAGGAUGAAACAGAUACUCUAAACGAGAUUCUUUAA
Molecule: messenger RNA, 1803 nt
Organism: Ogataea haglerorum
Lineage: Eukaryota; Fungi; Ascomycota; Pichiomycetes; Pichiales; Pichiaceae
Exons: 1
Coding region: 1-1803 (600 amino acids)
Biological process (GO): regulation of DNA-templated transcription
Molecular function (GO): zinc ion binding; DNA-binding transcription factor activity, RNA polymerase II-specific
Source: RefSeq, a predicted model, not a curated record